Brenthis ino (lesser marbled fritillary) is the source of this 8145-nucleotide messenger RNA. The record is from the annotation of a GenBank genome assembly. NCBI's taxonomy places the organism in Eukaryota, Metazoa, Arthropoda, Insecta, Lepidoptera, Nymphalidae.
AUGUGUGAUGUUUGUUCGGAGUUUUCGCAGCUUUUAGUAAAUUGUGAAACGAGACUAACCGACGAUGUGUCCCAGUAUCCAACUAUAAGUCAGUCAGAGCUCGAAACAGUGUUAAAUUAUAUUCUUUCAUGGCCUCAAAGGCAGUGUAUGUGCUGUUAUCGAGAUGUGAAAAAUUUUGAAAGGUUUUAUUUAGUUGUCCAAAGUAUACUUUGCCUAUCUGUAUGCCAGCUCAAGCAACUAAAAGAUGAUUUACUAGCAUCACCUAAAAGCCAAAAUGAUAAUGUCCAGACACAAGAAACACAAAAAGAGGCCAAGGAUGAAACCUCUACUAUAAAUGAAGAAGAGAAUAAAGAACAAGAGGACAAUGAAUUGUCUACAGAAAGUACAAAACCUACAGAACUAUCAGAAUCUUCUGAAGAAUCAUCUAGUAAAGAAAAUCCAAUAAUCCCUAGUACAGAUUCUGAAACUUGGUCUAUGCAACAAAAAGAAAAGCUAAUGCAUAUUGUAUCUAAAAUUUUCCUUCUCAAUUUUCCUUUAUAUUUAGCAUGUAAACAUUCAGCCCUUAGUCGACUAGAUGACUUGUCAGCCCAGGAGAUCUCAAACCUCAGCUCAUACUGUGAUUUGCAUGAUACUGAAAUACCAGCUUAUUUACUAAGAAAUGUUAGUUUGUUUUGUAAACUUGGAGGAGUAUGUGCUAUGACUUCAGUGUUUGAAUGUGCUACACCCACUAGUCUACCUCUAUCUAUGGCACAUGCCAUAGUUGCAGCAGUUGGUAAUUUGAAGCUUUGGUUGAACUUUAGAGCAGUUACACAGCUUUUCAUGCCUUUACGAAGUAAAAUAUUGAAAUACAUGUGUAGUUUAGAAGACAAAGACUUAAGAGUACCAGCUGUUAAAUCCAUGGCCGAUUUCAUGUGGGGAGCUGCUAAGGAACCUUUAGAUGCCCCAUUAGCAUUUGAUGGGGAUGGUCUUGCUUUGGCAUUCAAGUAUUUUAAUAGUAGUACUCUAACUAUGAGGUUAGCUGGUGUGGCCCAGAUUAAUGCUCAUAUAGCUGCUCAUAAUGAGCUAUGUGCUGGAGAACCAGCAGCUGAUGCGGAGGUAGCCGGACAACAGCUAGCAACAUGGUUAACAUAUAACAAUAUUAUUGAACAUCUAUUCGGACCAAAUUUACAUGUUGAGGUAAUAAAACAGUCACAUAUGAUACUCAAGUUUCUUGCUGUGGAAGGCCGAGUGACAUCUGAACAUGUGGAGCUAGUGUGGGCAGCUGCUCAGCUUAAACAUUGUGGGCGCCAAGUAUAUGAUCUCUUACCUGGCUUUAUUAGAGCACUGGCACCUAAACCUUGCUCUCAUUUGUACAGCUUAUUAUGUUCUUUACCGCCCAAGGAACAUACUGAACAGAGUCUGUACUUGGCAUCGGCUUUGAUGCGGGCGAUGUGGGCCCGAGGUGGCUGCGGAGGCGGGGCCACGUCCCCCGCGCCGGAGCCCCCGCGGCUCGCACCGCCAGCUUGCAAGCCACACCAUCGCUCAUCUUCCGAAGCAAGUGUUAGUAUGGAUCAGACUAACUCGGAUGAUGACCCCUGUGAGGAGCUAAGCACGUCUGGAGAAGAAGCUGGACCUACACCACGUAAGCAAAGCAAGCAUCAGCGUGAAUUAACGGCUGAACAGGAUUGGAUUCGUGAAGGAGAAGAACUUACAAAAAAAGAAUGUUCUUCCCUCAAAUCUUGCCAAAAACGCAACAAGCGCGCCGGCAGCAGCGGUAGCGCCAGCAGCGGUGCGGAGGAGCUGUUGCGUCCGCGCAAGAAGAAGCUGUACAAGAAGCGCCACAAGCCCGGCAAGACCAGGCAUUUCCUAGCGACACAACUGAAGACGGCGGACCUGGCGGAGUCCGUGUCGGAGGUGGAGGAGGAGUCGUCCGGCAGCGACACGGCGCACUGUCAGCUUCUAUGCGAUAAUGUGGAUGCUAGACGGUUGAUGGAACUUCGCCUGAUGGAGAGCUACAAACGACGCGAGGAGGAAGAAGGCAGUGCUUCAUCAGCGCUGUCCGCGCACUCGCACUCGCACCGCCACCUGCCCGACCUGGACGAGGACGACUCCGCCUGUGAGGAGGAAUUGGCGCGACUUGCUGCACAGGCGCAAUGCCUAACGGAGUACGGCGGCGUGGGCGUGGGCGCGGCGCUGGAGGCGCGCCCGCCGUCGCCGGCGCCCGCGCUGCCCUUCAACGUGGACGACGUGUGCCGCCCCGGCAACACGCUGCUGUGGGACCUGCUGCAGGACGGCGCCAUUGAGCAACUUGGUGAAGGUCUCGCGUUAGAAGCUGAAAAAGCUCUUUGUGCUUUAUUGUGUUUUAGCACUGACAAAUUCAUCAGAAUUAAAUUUAUUGAAGGAUGCCUUGAUAAUCUUGCUAAUCAUAGAUCGGUUGCUGUAUCCCUUCGUCUUCUUCCGAAGUUGUUCUCAUCGUUUCAACAACUACGUGGAAUGGAUAUGCACCAGGUGGUGAUGUGGGCGGAGCGCGAGCGCGGCAUGAUGCGGCUGUUCCUGGAGGACCUGCGGCACUACGUGUCGCAGCGCGCGGCCGCCGCCAGCGACGCGCAGCACUACGCGCACAUCACCGAGCUCACCGUGCGUCUGCACUUUCUCACAGCUAUAUUCUCGCCGGUCGGAUCGCCUCACCAUUUUAGGCUAACAGUGGAGCAGGUGGAGGAGCUGUGGCAGUGCCUGGUGGCGCGCGGGUCGAGCGAGUGCGCGGACUGCCUGUACUCGUGGCUGCUGUCGCACACCAAGUCGCCCGACCAGCACGCGCUCGGCCUCGACGCCCUGCGCUUCCUCUACGUGGAGAAGAUGCCCACGCUUGAUCCGGAGACAAUCAGUAUAAUGGGAUUGAGCCUUUACCAACAAUUGUGUAACCUAGCGCGUAUGGUUUUGGGUGCGGGAGAUUCUAGGGACGUGGCCCAUCCUCACACUCUCGCUAUGGAUCACUUAUGGAAAAUUGCUUUAAGAGCCAAUAGCACAGAUGUAUCUAUGGGUGCCAUCCAGUAUUUAAAUAGUUACUAUAUGGGUCAGCAGUUGCAACAAGAAGAUGACUUUGUAUCUAAGUGUAUGUUCCAUCUCUCAUCAGCUGCAGAAAGACUUAUAUCUAAAAACGAAGACGAUUCAGGCACAUCACUAACAUCAAGUGUGACGAUAGAAGAAACUAAAGAAACAGAGAAGACUACAGAUAAGCAAAACAUCUAUGAGCAUAUGACCGAAGAAGCGGCAUUGCAAUGCAUACAAAGGGCUCUUUUGUUAUUGAAAACCCAUUUGGACACCUUUAAAAGAAGAUACGCGUACCACUUGCGGCGCUGGGCGCUGGCGGAGUCGGGCGCGUGGGAGGGCGGCGCGAGCGGCGCGGGCAGCGUGCGCGUGACGCUUCAGCCGGCCGGCGCCGGCCCGCGCGCCGCGCUCGCGCUGCACCACUCCGACCUCGUGGCGCAUCUGCGCGCGCACGUACACGUCUGGUGGGAGCGGCAGAUUCAAGGUGAAGAAGGAGUUACAGCAUUAUCAACUGAUGGUCCUCUAAGAAUGAUAACUCAAGGUCAAGAGUUAACAAUCGAUUAUGACGAGAGAACGCUCUAUGACAUGGGUUUUAAAGAUAAUCAGCUAGUGUUCGUGUCGGUGGGCGUGGGCGGGCGCGGCGCGUGGGCGGAGUGGCCGUCCGCGCAGCCGGCGCCGGCGCGCGCACGCCUCCCCACGCACCUUCUUCUCGACCCCACGUACUUUCACCACCUCUUCACGCUGAUGCAGGCUCUGGGGCAGAUGAAGGAGCCUGGCACCGGGGAGCCAGUAGCCCACACGAAAGCCCAACUUCUAUCCCGACGAGUAUGGGACAUCCUUCAAGCUGUACCUCUAAAUCCAACUUUGCUAGAAGCAUUUCAAAAUCCUACCGAAAGCAAACUUCCUGAACUGUUGGAUCCGACUAGUCCUCAGAAACUUAUGUACUCUCUGCAUAUAAUAGAUAAAUUAAGUUCAAAUAACAACAGCUCCAAUGUGAAAGAAACUACGAAUUUAGAGAAGACUGAAGAGAAAGUGAAUGUGGAAAAUUGGAACGAAUUGUUCAUUAAGAAAGGUGGUUUACGAUUGCUCUAUGACAUAAUGAUGUCGGGUGUGUUACAAAGAAGCGAUGACAGCGAGUGGCGCCAGGACUGCCUCGCGUUAUUGCUGCAAUUGCUUUGUCGCAUUGGCACACUACCUACGUCGGAAGCUGGACAGACCCCUAAACUACAUCCUGCUUUAUUAUCUUUGAUGAAUGUGGAGGAAACUACUGAGAGGCUAAUAUCAAUACUAUGCGAGGCGGCUACCAUGAAGGAACCCACUACAUAUAAAACUGGAUUUUGGGGAAGAGCACAGGUGGUGCAGCACGCCAUGCGCAUGUGCGUGGUGUGGGCGCGCGGCGGCGGCGACGCCGUGUCGCUGGCGUGGUCGCUGCGCCGCGCCGCGCCGCGCCUGCUCCUCGACGACGCGGACCCGGCGGUCCGCCGCGAGGCAGGCAGUGCGCUGUACCGGCUGUGCGCGGGCGGCGAACCGGGCGUGCUGGCGCCGCUGCUGCAGCUGUUGCUGCAACACCUGCCGCGCGCCGCGGACAUGCGCCCGCACAACCACCACCACCACCAUGAGGUUGUUCAUCACCAUGCCGAAGAAGGGAAAGAACCUUAUGGACCUGCUUGUAGAGAUUAUUUUUGGCUUGUAUGCAGGUUAAUAGAUGGGUUACCCGAGGACUUCUUCAAAGAAGGUGCAGUGUCAGAAGAUAGCGGUGCUCCAGACCUUAAUGAACUGUGUGAGCAAAUCAGGUGUUCGUUGGAUAAGCGCGAGAUCAUCGAGAAGCGCUCAGAGCCCUGCACGCCCGACGAUGGCCUGUACGGGCAGCUCAGUCUACUUACACAUUUGUUGAAACAUCCCUUGAGAUUUAAGAACUCUGAAAUGGGCACUAGGACAUUGGAAAUGGUAUUCGGUUUUCUGUUCGACGUACCGAACCCGUCACAACGUAACUUGCCGAAGUGCAAAUCGCAGAAGUCCCGCGCCGCCGCGUACGACUUACUGGUGGAGUUGGUGCGCGGCGCGCCCGACAACUACAUGGUGUUGCAUCAUAAACUCAUGGAACACCAUAAACCUGGUCCGUCGGUGUCGUACCCGUGGGACUACUGGCCGGCGGAGGAGUCGCGGUCGGAGUGCGGGUACGCGGGGCUCACCAACCUGGGCGCCACGUGCUACAUGGCGUCGUGCAUGCAGCACCUGUACAUGAUGCCGGCCGCGCGCGCCGCCGUGCUGCGCGCCGACCCCGCCGCCAGCCGCCACGCGCCCACGCUGCACGAGAUGCAGCGCAUGUUCGCUUACCUUAUGGAAAGUGAACGUAAAGCAUACAAUCCACGAAGCUUUUGUAAAGUAUAUCAAAUGGACCAUCAGCCGUUGAAUACGGGCGAGCAGAAGGACAUGGCUGAGUUCUUCAUAGAUCUCGUUUCUAAGCUCGAGGAGAUGACCCCUGAAUUAAAAAAGCUAGUAAAAACGCUAUUCUGUGGUGUUCUUAGUAACAACGUUGUAUCUUUGGACUGCCCGCACGUGUCGCGCACGCUGGAGGAGUUCUACACGGUGCGCUGCCAGGUGGCGGACAUGCGCAACCUGCACCAGAGCCUGGACGAGGUCACCGUCAAGGACACGCUGGAGGGCGACAACUGCUACACCUGCUCGCAGUGCGCCAGCAAAGUGCGCGCAGAGAAACGGGCCUGUUUUAAGAAACUACCUCGCAUCUUAUGUUUUAACACAAUGCGGUACACUUUCAACAUGUUAACAAUGCUCAAGGAGAAGGUCAAUACUCAUUUCUCCUUCCCCAUGCGUCUCGACAUGUCCGGAUAUGUUGAAAAGCAUUUAAUGCCAGCACAAUAUCAAGAAGAAAAGAAAAAGUCGGCAGAUUCAAAAAAAGAAGGUGAUAGUAGUUCGCAGAAUGAUGGUGAAGAUUCUGACACAGAGGAGCAUUAUGAAUACGAGCUGAUCGGCGUGACGGUGCACACGGGCACGGCGGACGGCGGCCACUACUACUCGUUCAUCCGCGACCGCGACCACGAGCUGCACGACCGCUGGCUGCUCUUCAACGACGCGGAGGUCAAGACCUUCGACCCCGCGCACCUCGCCGCAGAGUGCUUCGGCGGCGAGAUGACCAGCAAAACUUAUGACUCGGUGACAGACAAGUUCAUGGACUUCUCAUUUGAAAAGACCAACAGUGCAUACAUGUUGUUCUAUGAACUCAGCCCGCCUCCCAAUCAGCGUGGCUCUGAUAACGGCCAGCAAGAAGAAGCAAAGUCGUCCCGAGCUGAAGAGAAUCCUAGUGCAGUUGUGGAGCGUCGCGGCGAGACUCCGCCCAUAGUAGAACUGCCACCGCAGCUAUUACGAUGGAUCUGGGAUGAUAAUAUGCAGUUCCUUCAUGACAAGAAUAUAUUCCAACAUGCGUAUUUCACGUUUAUGGGACAGAUGUGCAGCUCUGUCCCGCAGUCUCUACUCACGCUGCGGCCAGAGAUUACUGAGGUUGCUGCGAGACUAUCCACGUCAUUUUUCAUAGAAACCUUCAUACAUGCUAAGGAGAAGCCUACAAUGGUUUCGUGGGUGGAGUUAGUGACGAAGCAAUUCAACGCGUCCGCCGCGGCAUCCGAAUGGUUUCUUGGUCACAUGGCCGAUGACACGUGGUGGCCCAUGCAGGUGCUAAUAAAAUGUCCAAAUCAAAUGGUCCGCCAAAUGUUCCAGAGGCUAUGCAUGCAUGUUAUACAGAGGUUGAGAUCUAGUCAUUGUGCCUUAUACCUGCAAGGUGUGGAAGAAGAUGAGGAUAAUAGUAAAUUAGGCGAGGCAAGCUGUGUUACUAGGUUUAUAAGGAUGUUGUUGUCUUUGAUGGAGAGUGGAGCCCGUUCACAUCUUCGUCAUUUGACGGAAUACUUCAGCUUGUUAUAUGAGUUCAGCAAGAUGGGUGAGGAGGAGGGCAAGUUCAUGUUGCGUGUCAACGCGAUCUCCUCUAUGGUCAACUUCUAUCUCGGACAGAACUCUAAUACGGUGGAGUCCCCCAGCGAGGAGGCGAGUGGCAGCGGUAGCGGCAGCGGCGCCACGGACAGCUGCGACAAGCUGCGGCCCGGCGCGCUCGACAAGAUGGUGGCGCUCGUCAGCGGGCUCGUGGAGCGCUCGCGCGACGCCGCCGGACACCUCGCGCUCGCCGAGCCUGACGCGCGCGCGCUGCUGCAUGCCAAGGGGUUUCCAUUUAUUUAUCAGCAAACAAGAGACUGUUUGAACCUUCAACAGACGAGAUCUCUAAUAUUUGCACUGUGUCGUUGGAACGAACCUCUAGCACAGAAAAUCGUGAACAUGAUCUUCCAAGCGAUAGCGAAACAUGCUGAUAGUUGCGGACCAUUUUUUAAGCUGCUAACGCUGCUAGUGGAGGGCAGUGGCGGCGGCGCGGGCGCGGCGGGCGGGUUGCCGUGCUUCACGGCGCUAGUGCUGGCGCGGCUGUGGGACGCGGGCGAGGCGUGCCCGCACGCGGCGCUGGAGUGGCUCGCCAUGCAGGUGCCUCGCAACAAGGCGGCGCACGCGUGGGCGCUGCGCACGGCCGAGCGCUGGCUGGAGGCGCAGCUGCUGGCGGCAGGCGCGGCGCGCGUGCGCGCGGCCGCCGCGCUGCUGCUGGUGGCGCUGGUGCCCUCGCAACACUUCCGCGCAGGGUACGCGCGCGCGCGUCCGCCGCCCGCGCCCGCGCUGCACCUCGCCAAGCUGCCCGACACCGCACACCACACGCUGCACCAGGUAUACACGAUGCUAUUAGGCAAAUUAAAAGCAGCGCGAAAAUACACAGACAUUGCAGUACAUGGAACGAUGAAGCUCACAGCUUAUUUUGGGGUUAUGUCGUAUUGUGUCGUCAGCAGAGUGGAAAAAUUGAUGUUCGGACAGUACUUCAACGACCUAUGGGAGUUAUACCAUCCAGCGAUAUCGGAGCCGUCGGUGGCGGUGCACCCCAACAAGCAGGCGCUGCUCACGUUCUGGCACGCCGUGUCCGUGGACUGCCCCGAGAACGUGCAGCUUAUGCUCGCCAACCAGCGCCUCACCAAGCACAUCGCUUUUAACUACAUAUUGUAUGUCUUCCUCCAUUAC